GGCAGUAUCCCGCGAACCGCCGUCGACUCCACACGUCGACUCGCUCGAGAUUAACACAAAAAUUUACAAAAAACAAAGUUUAUCGUUUCCUACAUUUUUACGAACUGCUUGCGAGUGAUUGCAAAGCACCAGUGGUCGUUAACAGUUGGCUAGUGCUCCUCCGCCGCGCCGGAGGUCCCAAAGGUUGCUAACGCCGCCAAAGUGUCUCCGAUAAAGUUGUCAGCGAUGGACAGCAACUCUGUUUCCCCGAUGCCGGAAUUGGCGCCAAUCGCGGAGUUUGACAAGUCUCCUCCUUCGCCUCCCAACGAGGAAGUGCCCAUGGACGAUUUGCCACCGCCGCCAGCUACCAUCACCCAGUCUGAGGGGAAGAAGAAAAAAGUACAACGAAGCCGCUCCUACGAGUCGGACGAGCAUGAGCGCGGCGCGUGCGAGUGGUGCGAGUAUGCCCUCGUCAUCACCCUGGCCACCAUCCUGCUCAUCGGAGUGUCAGCUCUCACCGUCUUCUGGAUGUUCUUCUACCGGGAGGGCUACGGCUGGGCUGAUGAUAUCCCGGAGAAGCAGUUCAACCUCCAUCCUACGCUUAUGGUCGCCGGGUUUAUCACGUUCAGCGGUUUCUCCGUGCUCCUAUACCGCAUCUGCCGUUGCUUCCGGCGCAUCUACGUGAAGCUCCUCCAUGCUAUCUUCCACGCGCUGGCCUUCCCCUGCAUCGUGAUCGGCUUCCUGGCCGUCCUGGACUUCCACAACAAGAAGGGCAUCAACAACUUCUACUCGCUGCACAGCUGGAUCGGAUUCGUCGCUAUGGGACUGUUUGGACUACAGUACGCCGUCGGUUUCUUCAGUUUCCUCCUGCUGUUGAUUUGCAACAAGGGUACCGCUGGGUUCCGCGCCUCCUUGGUGCCCGUCCACGCCGCCUUUGGUAUCCUGACCUUCGUACUUGGCGUCUGCGCCUGCCUCACCGGACUCACCGAGAAGGCUCUCUUCACACUUGGUAACUCUACAAUCGGAGAGUUCCAAACAGAGAACAGGAGCGACACUUACGCGUCGUGGUCACCCGAAGGCAUCGUGAUCAACGCCAUCGGCAUGAGCAUCGUGGCCGUGGCCAUCGUGGUCCUGUACACGGUCCGCGGGACCGGCGGCUACCGCCUGCGCAAGGUCGCGCAGAACCCAAGCUAAGCUGCUAGUGUGUUAGGCGGCUUUUAAUCUGUGUUACAUUUGUAGAGAUACCUACAAUACAUAAGGUCUGGUCGCAAGCUCGUAGAAUUGCUUCGUUGUUUUUUCGCUAUUACACGUUGCGAUAAGUCAACAAAGAAAUUAUUCGUGCCCUAGGAACGGCCCUUAACAACGCACAAUAGUGCUAAAAAUCUCUAGUUUUUGGUACCUUUUCAGGUAUCAGAGCUUUUAAUAACAACGCACAAAUAAAUUGGGAGACAGAUUAAUACCUAAAUAUCUACUUGUAAAACGUAACACAGAAUAAAAGUUGUCCGUUUCGCGAACGAUCAACACCAAUUUUAUAAAAUUAUUUACCACUUAAUAUUUCUCAAUACUUUCACAAUAAUUUAUUUAUUGUCACUAGAAUGUGUUCGAUACUAUAGGUUUUAAAGCAUUUAUAUUUCUUCAAAUUUUUAAUAUAUGAGUCAAUAAUGUUUAUGUCUAGGAGCGUUUUUGCAUUACGCAAUGCGAUAUCGCAGCGUUAAAACACAUACCUAGCAAUGAGAAGGAAGGGUGAUUUUGUAUGUCGAACAAAAUAAUAGUUAUUGCAAAAAAGGCCAAAUAUAUAAGUACAAGCGUUUUCGGUCUAUCGCAUUGCGUAAUGUGGAAAGGCUUCAAGCAUGUUAUGCUGCGGCAUUAUUUAGCUCAAUUUUGCUACGUAUCAGUAAGUGUUGUAAGCUAUCCCGGCGAACGCGCCCUGCGGUUGUGCAUUUUCCUUUAUGUAUACCUAGUGACCAUGAUAUUCCGUCUUUGAUGAUGUAAAUAAAGCAACAUCUCGAACUCACCACCAGUUCUAUACCAAUAGGUUUAACCGAAUCAACGAAAUUAACCUUUUCGACGUCCCUGUAAUCGCUGUUCUGUGGUAAAUUAAUAUACAUAGGUUAAAAGGCCCGUGUACAUAGAAUAUUUCUGAUCAUUUUCUACUAAUAUUAAGUAAGGGACAACUGACAACUCAAUUUACUAUAGAAUUUACAAUAAUUAUACAUGUAUGCAAUUUACGAUUGUUAAAACGCAGCAUUCUGCGUCUGCGUGCGAAGUACCCUGUGUGCACGGGCUUUUAGUUGUUAUUUUAACGUGUAGCGAAAUGUAAUCUUUAAUUCAACUUAAAAUCGGUAUAAAAAUAAACCAAGUCAAAAUUUUUAAUCUUAUUUUAGGUAUAUCAAAUGUAAGUUUAAAACAGUGGCCAUAUUUAAGCUACAAAAUAAAUUGGGUACGUAGAGUUGAUAGUUGUGGUAAUAACAACAAAUAAAAAGAUUUCUAUUAAAAAAUUAACCUAAUAAUAAUUUUCUUACCUAAAAUUUUGUAGCUCUUUCAAAGUUUUUCAGACGCAAAAUAAUUCGUAUGUAUUCAGCGUAUGAGGCCAAAACAUGCACAACUGUAUCAACUCUACCUACUGUUGAAGUUUUAUGUUAAUUUGUAGUACGUAGUGUUAAGUUUACUUAUAACGUGUAUAUAAAGUAAUUAUUGUAUGUGCGAGUGUUCGAUAGCAGUAGUUUGUGGGAUAUGUAGUAUAGUUAACAGUUAACACGUUACCUGCGACUGUCGCGAGACAAGUUAUUCUGUCUUUAACCCCCAAUGCCUGUUUUCACCAAUCACCUCCUCACUUAAGUUAAGUGUCUCCUAGCGGCCAUUAAAGGUAUGAAUCUUUUAAGAUUUCACCAACAUUUGUUGGUCACAAAAUGUCCUCGAUUUAAGGACCCUAUAAGGACACAUUGAAGUUGGUAAAAUAUUUUAAUCUUAAGAGAUACACGACUCUAAAGGACCGUAAUGACACUAAUUAUCGUUAGGGGGCAGUUGGUGAAAAUGGGCACUACAUUUUGAACCAGGGGGUUGAAUACGGAACCCGACUUUUAACAAUUUACAUGCGAGUACUGUAUCUACUCCGUUUAAAAAUCUAAGUAGUUUUUACUCUUAUAUAAAUUUUUAUCGAACCAUUUUAAUAAUAGAUCGUGGAUUAGUGUCGACUUUAUUUACGAUAGUAUUUAUACAAGGUUUAGACGACGCUUUACAUCUACAGAACGUGUUCAACAUCGUUGCCAAAUUCGAUUAUCUUGUGGUAAUGUAAGGUAGGAGGCGCGCUGCAAUAAGACUUUAGGCCAAAUUACCUGUAACAUUUUAAAAUUUUUGAGGUUAUAACAACCACAGAUAAAAAAAUCUCUGGUGUUAAAAAGGUUCCAAAUUUAAAAAUAUAUUUUUUAUGUUAUUGGAAUUUCGUUCCAGUGUUUAUUCAACCAUUUCACCAAAACGUCUCGCAGCGCGACUUCUACAGGUGUAGUGUAUUUUAAAUUUUAAUAUAGAAUAAUGCUCAAUGUAUUUAUACGAGGGUACCCAAUAUUGUAUUAUUUUCCUUGUGUAGACAAUGAGUGAGUUUUAUAUUGAUUAGAUGAAUGUUAUUUAUAUUCCAUUUUUGUAAAAAUCUUACAUUCCAGUGAGUUUAUGGAAUUUUCUAAAUUAUUUUACACGCAUCCGAAGACUGUAAGACGAUAUCAAACAAAGCGGAUCGCAAUAGUUUUAUUCCAGAAAGUACAUAUACAAUUUUAAAUAUUCCAGGUUUUGAGAAUCCCUAAAAUUUGGGGCCAAGUUUUAUACAAAAUAUUUUUCACAGAUUUUAGACGACCGUUAGUUCCGUGCUUGAGUUUUUGAUGACUAAUACAUAAAACGAGAUCAACUUUAGUCAUUGAAGAUUUGUCAUAGAGUAGUCACUGCACUAAAUAGUACCUAGGUAUUUUAGUUGAGAUACAUACACAAAUCCAACCUUUA
This is a messenger RNA of Aricia agestis (brown argus), 3969 nucleotides long. It is a transcript of the gene nemy, whose product is annotated as plasma membrane ascorbate-dependent reductase CYBRD1-like. Gene Ontology annotation, molecular function: oxidoreductase activity. The coding region runs from base 226 to 1173 and encodes 315 amino acids. The record is from RefSeq and is a predicted model, not a curated record. Lineage: Eukaryota; Metazoa; Arthropoda; Insecta; Lepidoptera; Lycaenidae. The transcript is spliced from 7 exons.